This is a messenger RNA of Fusarium tjaetaba, 1809 nucleotides long. RefSeq names its product transcription factor. Lineage: Eukaryota; Fungi; Ascomycota; Sordariomycetes; Hypocreales; Nectriaceae. Gene Ontology annotation, biological process: regulation of DNA-templated transcription. The transcript is spliced from 5 exons. The record is from RefSeq and is a predicted model, not a curated record. The coding region runs from base 1 to 1809 and encodes 602 amino acids. Gene Ontology annotation, molecular function: zinc ion binding; DNA-binding transcription factor activity, RNA polymerase II-specific.
AUGCCCACUCCUUCAAAACAUGUCAAAUUCGUCGCCUCAGACCCUUCGCGCGGUGGUCUCCCCGUAAAGCGCAAACAAGUCCAGCACGCAUGCGCUUCAUGUCGCAAGAAAAAGAGGCGCUGCGUCCAUGCUGAAGAUGCAGUCGAUGAGACCUCGCCUCCCGUGGAAGAAGAUGAGACAUCCCGGUCAACAACUGCUCUCCCAGACUCAUCGCUCCAAUAUGCAAACUCAACCGCAAACGCAAGUCCCGCUGCGCCGACUCCAAGGCGUGAAUCUGGCAGCACGCCCAAUCAAUCAUCCCGCUUCGUGGGCGAUCUCAAUCCAGAGGGCAUGUUCAUGGAAGCCACGGGCUCAGCAUCUAUCCGCGAGACUUCACAGAAGGGCGACGUAGGAAUAUGGCUUUCGUCGAAUAAUCCCGGUCAAGCAAGUCAAUUCAUCACUUCUCGGCCACCGCCGAUAAUGGACCAGUUCUUACUACCGUUUGUCAAAGAGCACUGUUUGUCGUGUCUUCCGCCACAGCAAGACUAUCUCAAAUUAAAAGCGCUGUAUCUGGAGAAAAUCCACCCCGUCAUGCCGAUUAUACCGGAGUCUGCGCUGGAGGGCGAUGAACCAGCGAGUGUCGUGCUAAAGCAACUCAUCUGUCUCGCUGCUUCUACAGACCCAAGCAUGGCGCUGUAUCUCCAUCUUCAGAACAAAGGCGAUGAUCUCCUGCCCUGCCAAGACUUUAUGCAAUCCCUCUCCUCCGCCGUCCGCGCCAUCCUCGAAACAAGCAUCAUCACCGACAGAGUCCUUCACAUCCGCGCCCUCAUCCUUCUGUCUCUGUACACACAGCCCAACUCCUCAGAAGAAGCAGACCUCCCAGCACAACUGGGCGGCCGCGCUAUUCACCACAUCCAAACCCUGGGUCUUCACCUGCUGAGAUAUGACGGGCCCAACUCUGAAGAGCUAGAAACGCUGUUUUGUGCGGUUUGGGCGGUUGAUCGGAUUAAUGCGGCUGUGCUGUUUCUGAGCGUGGUGCAGUGGUUGGAUCAGGUUAUUGAGCUGUAUCGCCCAGGACCGAGUGCUGAAGCGAGUGGGUUGGACAAGAUUGCUUAUAUCGAUCUUCCUGUUCUGGAGGCCAUGAUCGUCAACGCCGAUGCCCUCAAAGUACCAGGUUCACUAAUUGCAACGAUUGAAACAUUCUACCACGCCGUCAUCAUCCUAUCAUGCCGUCUCCCACGCCCAGGCACACUAACAGCAGCAUCUACCCUCCCUCCCCCCUCCGCCAACGCCCGUCGCUCCCUCGCAGCAGAACGCAUCGCCUGCGCCGUCCUGCGCGACCACCUCUCCCCCAUGCCCUUCGUCCCCUACGCAGUCUGUCUCGCCCUAAGCGUAGAGUACCGCAAAAUGCGCCACUCCCGCCUGCCCAUGUUCCGCUCGCGCGCCAUGCACGCGUUCCGUCGCAACUGCGAGAUGCUCCGCAGAUUCGGCGACUACUUCUGGAGCGCAAAUGUUGUAGCCGGGUUGGGCGAGCGCGUGCUCAAGGAGAUGGAGCGCGCUGCUAACACGCUCACGCGGGAAUCACCGCCGCCUGCGCCGGCGGUUGUGAAUACUGUGGCUGUGACGAAUCCGAGCAUGGUUAAUGCUGUGCCGAGCGUGGAGCAGGCGGUCGACUUUUCGCUGAUUGAUGCGAUCUCGGGGGCGGAUGUGUUUGGGGCUAUUGAUCCGAGUUUUAACCUGGGGGCUGUGGAGGAUGCACUGGAGGCGAAUCUGGAUAUUGGGCUGCCGAUGAAUUGGGUUGAUUGGGGGCAGUAUGCUACGCUGUCGUGA